Molecule: messenger RNA, 4293 nt
Organism: Astyanax mexicanus (Mexican tetra)
Lineage: Eukaryota; Metazoa; Chordata; Actinopteri; Characiformes; Acestrorhamphidae
Exons: 2
Coding region: 248-946 (232 amino acids)
Source: RefSeq, a predicted model, not a curated record
UGUAAGGAAAUGCUCUGUUUCCUGAACUCUCCCUGAGUUUCCUCCCAGUAGAGGAGUUCCCUGCCUCGGGAUGGACUGUUUAGAUGAGACUUUAUAGAAGAUCCUCUUCAGCCAGGACUGCAGAACACUAACCCAGACACAAUGUUCUGCCAUGUUAGACUGCACCUGCCUCUGCAGAGACUCUGGCUGGCACAGAUGCGUUUGAGGAACAGAUGCUGAGGAGACCCAUCGCAGCGGAGACGAUGCUAUGGCUGUGCCCACUGAAUCGGUCACUGAAGUGACGGCUCUGCAGAUUCCCUCUCAGCCUGAGGAACGGCACAGGAAGCUGAUCGUUUUGGCAACGGGACCCAUUCUCCUCAAAACGGACCACCUGCCGUCUCCUGUGGGUCCUGCGUCUUCUCAAGGCUGCGGCAGGAAUUCGGGCGGGGCGCAUGGCUGCUGGGGCUUGGAGGUGAAGGUAGCCAUUGUGCUGGUGGCUCUGGCUGGGCUUCUUAUCUUGGCUCUUUUCUAUCGUAUCCUGAUUCUUAGACACAGGCUGCGCGUGGCCGAGGCCAGGAACGCUCUGGAAUACUCGGGAUUUUACCACAUGGCUCAAUAUAGCCUUAAAGAACUCGACCUGCCACCGGUUACGCCCCCUGUGGUGACUGCACUCAUCACACAGCAGCCGCCUACACCUUCUGAAGCUCCUUCACCACCACCUCCAGACAUCGCUUCCCCAUCUCCUCCUCUUCCUCCUGCAGAGAUCGUUCCUCCAGUCCUUCCUCUCCCUCCACCUCCACCUCCACUUCCACCCAUGCCACCUCCCUCUCACCCCAUCAUCUUCACCACCCCGCCCAGCCCUCACUCAGACGUGGAGAUCUACUCCCGCAUCGGCGCCCUGCGGCCCUCCAGACUCUCCAACCUGAGUCAGACGCAGGUGGUCCUCUUUGAACACUCCUCUCUGUGACCUCUUGGGAGAUCACUUUCACCAUUAGAGCUGCUAUUUUUAUUUUACAGCAGCUCUACAGCAUCAGCUUCGUCCUUCUCUCCUUGUCUCUUUGUCUCCUUGUCUGCGAGAGAAAGGGCUUCCUGUAAUUAAUUGAUAUGUUCCUUUUCUUUCCUAACAUACACUCACUGCCUUGCCUUGCAAACUCUGUUGCAGUGUCACAAGAUUUACGUAUUUCAAUCCAGUGUUGCAUUAAUUCAUUCAUUUUUCACUAAAAUCUUGCAGCAGCAUUGAUUCUGGUAGAGUCUGACCACUGCACAAAGCAGCUCUUCUCCAUCCAGCACAUCCCAAAGAUUCUCAAUGAGGUUAAGAUCUGGACUCUGUGGUGAGCUCUCUCAAUCCAUGUGUGAAAAUGAUGAUCUCAUGCUCCCUGAACCCUGAACUCUUUCACAAUUCCAGCAACAUGAAUCCUGACAUUGUCUUAUAUUGGAAUAUGGCCGUGUGUAUCAUCAGAGAAGAAAUAUAAAAUCCACUGAUGGAAUAACCUGGUCUAUAUUCAGUAUAUUCAGGUAGUCAGCUGACCUCAUUCUUUCAGCACAUACUGUUGCUGAACCUAAACCUGCAGACCAACUGCAGCAUCAACCAACCAAAACAUCAUUUACUUACUUAAAUCCAGGUGGAGACUUUUAUUUUGGGGGUAGGCAGGGUAUAAUUUUUGUGUUAUCUAAAGCCUGGGACACACGCUGAUGCAACCAAACUGAUGUAACAGUGCAUUUCACAGUACACAGCACGUAAAUCUUUCCUAUUGGCUCCUGGCUUCAUUUAUUCAUAUAUUUAUAUAUUCUUCAAAUGUUCACUUACCAUCAGUGUGUAGUUUUUCCUACUGCGGCUACCUUCAUUUUUAAUAUGUAAAUACCUUCUUUUAUACACUGCCUGGCCACAGUGUUGUAGGUCAUAAGAGCAAGUUACCAUUUCCAUUUCUGCAAUAUGUGUGACUUUCAGUGCUGUCUCAGCUGUUACAUUUUUUUUAAACAGCUCUGGCAAAAAAAUAAGAGACCUCCUCUUCAGUUUCUGAAUCAGUUUCUCUGAUUUUGCUAUUUAUAUGUUUAUGUUUGAGUAAAAUGAACAUUGUUGUUUUAUUCUAUAAAGUACAGACAACAUUUCUCCCAAAUUCCAAAUAAAAAUAUUCUCAUUUAGAGCAUUUAUUUGCAGAAAAUUAGAAAAGAUUAGAGUUUUCAGAUCUCAAAUAGUGCAAAGAAAACAACUUCAGAAAUCAAUAUUUGGUGAAAUAACCCUGGUUUUUAAUCAGUUUUUAUGAAUCGUGGCAUGUUUUAGUUCUCCUCCACCAGUCUUACACACUGCUUUUGGAUAACUUUAUGCUGCUUUACUCCUGGUGCAAAAAUUCAAGCAGUUCAGUUUGGUGGUUUGAUGGCUUGUGAUCAUCCAUCUUUAUCUUGAUUAUAUUCCAGACCCAAUUUGGGAGUAAUGUUGUCUGUAGUUUAUAGAAUAAAACAACAAUGUUCGUUUUACUCAAACAUAAAACUAUAAAUAGCAAAAUCAGAGAAACUGAUUCAGAAACUGCAGUGGUCUCUUAAUUUUUUUUCAGAGCUGUAUAUGAGACUGUCAUAAAUGACAUAUAUGGCAAUGUUAAUUAAAAACAUCUAUGUUCAUAUAUGUGCGAACUAUAUAUGAACCCUAUUAGAAAUUGGAACAAAAUCAUUGAUUGACACAUAUGUUAGGCCCUAUAGAAUGUGUGUGAUUAUGUGUGAAAUACACUUUUUUUUUUUAAUAUAUAUGUCACACAUAUGUCAAGCCUAUGAAAAAUAUGUACAUUAAAGAUGUAAAAUACAUUACACUUACAAAUUUUAAAUUUAAUAUGUAAGUCUAAUGUACAUUAAUGCAUACAUACAAUAUAAUACCAUAUGAAUAUGAAUCCUGUAGAUAUGUGUAAUAUAUGUACAUACACACAUUGUAUAUAUAUUAUAUAUAUAUAUUUGUAUAAAAUUAUUUCUACAUAUAUACAGAAUAUAUAUGUAUGAGAUAAUAAUAUAUAAACUUAUAGGUAACAAAUAUGGAAACAGCAUUUUUGAUAGAGGCACAUACAUAUAUGUCAUAUAUUUCAUUUCUACGUUGGAUUAAAUAAUUUCUAACUGAAUCAAGGUUAAAAUCUGUAAAAAACAUAUUGUAUAUGGCAGGCUUAUCGCUGCAUUCUGAAUGUUUGUAGUGGUCUGGCAUUAAACAUCACAGUUAAACAUCACAUUUUAAUGAGCCUAAAUUACUAAUAUCUAUAAAACUACAUUAAAUCUACUGACAACAAUUACAGGAGAAUAUAACCCCUCUACUAUGGGCAGUUCAUUUAGUUUAAAUCAUCCACACUUACCAAUAAAUGUGCCUAAAGGGUUAUUUGAAGGAUUUCACAGAAAACCCCCCUUUAAUUCCCUGAAGAGCUUUUGAUUGAAUGGUUUCUUAACCCUUUAAUCCCUAAAGGCCUGCGUUUGUGCUGCUUCUUCAAUUUCUUGACCUGAAAAGGUAUGAAUUAUUAGUAGAAACAUAUUACUUUUAAAGCAGUUUCUGAAUAAUUUAUGUUACACCACUGAAAGGCAUUCUGUGUUCUGAUUGGCUGAAAGGCAUUCUGUGUUCCAGUACCAAUAUCUCCAUAUAACUGCACUCAAAAAUAUCAAUCAAUAAAUGCAUUAGCAAAAAUGUAAAAUUACAGGUAAACUCAGAUAAUGAAUGUUUUAAAUGUUUCAUUGCUGUUUUAAAACAUAACAAUAAAUAUUAUAUUUUACAGUGAGUUUGAUACCACUUGCUUAAAUCAAAACUGCUAAAUUUUACUCAACUAAAAGUAAGGGCAAUAAAAUUACUAUAACCUUUUUUAUAUAAAUAGCAAAUGCAACAAAUACAGUACGUACAGUUCUCCUUCACAACCAAAAUAAACCCAAUAAAGCCAGCAAAUACUAACUGGACCACAUUCAAGCAAAGCAAAGUGUACUUUUCCCGUCGUUAUAAUAGCAAAGACGCACUGACAUGCCCUAAAUUAAGCUGCACGGUGCACGGAUCAUGGCUCAGCUAUAGAUCACUAAAAUAGGGCCCUAAAUGUCCAUAACGAGAUAUGUUAUUGUCUAAUGAAAGACUUGGUUACAAGUUUAUUUCUAUUUAUUUAAUUUUCUUUAUUAAAAUAAGUACUUACCAUACUCUUUCCUAACCAAAAUAAACCCAAUAAAUCCAGCAAAACAACAUCAGGAAAUACUUUCUGGACCACAUCCUCUGUCAGACCAAACACUAGACAUUUUUAAAAUGAAUUUUAUUGACAAGAAAUAGGGAAAGGAAGCUUUAGGGAUGAGCAUAAGCUGAAAUAACAAACAAAA